UUGGAGUUGUAGAUUUAUCUGUCGUUGCAGUGCUUGAUUGUAUUGAUGAUGUCUCAGGACGCUUGACGUUCAUUUCAGUUGGAGUUGUAGAUUUAUCUGUCGUUGCAGUGCUUGAUUGUAUUGAUGAUGUCUCAGGACUGCUUGACGUUAUUUCAGUUGGAAGUUUUGGAGUUGUAGAUUUAUCUGUCGUUGCAGUGCUUGAUUGUAUUGAUGAUGUCUCAGGACUGCUUGACGUUAUUUCAGUUGGAGUUGUAGAUUUAUCUGUCGUUGCAGUGCUUGAUUGUAUUGAUGAUGUCUCAGGACUGCUUGACGUUUUAUUUCAGUUGGAGUUUUGGAGUUUUGUAGAUUUAUCUGUCGUUGCAGUGCUUGAUUGUAUUGAUGAUGUCUCAGGACUGCUUGACGUUAUUUCAGUUGGAGUUGUAGAUUUAUCUGUCGUUGCAGUGCUUGAUUGUAUUGAUGAUGUCUCAGGACUGCUUGACGUUAUUUCAGUUGGAGUUGUAGAUUUAUCUGUCGUUGCAGUGCUUGAUUGUAUUGAUGAUGUCUCAGGACUGCUUGACGUUAUUUCAGUUGGAGUUGUAGAUUUAUCUGUCGUUGCAGUGCUUGAUUGUAUUGAUGAUGUCUCAGGACUGCUUGACGUUAUUUCAGUUGCAGUUGUAUAUUUAUCAGUCGUUGCAGUGCUGGACCCUAUUGAUGAUGACGCAGGAGUGCUUGACGUUAUUUCCGUUGCAGUUGUGGAUUUAUCUGUCGUUGUAAUGCUGGACCCUAUUGAUGAUGUCUCAGGACUUAUUAAUUUUAUUUCAGUUGCAGUUGUAGAUUUAUCUGUCGUUGUAGUGCUGGUCCCUAUUGAUGAUGUCUCAGGACUGCCUUGA
Molecule: messenger RNA, 869 nt
Organism: Ruditapes philippinarum (Manila clam)
Lineage: Eukaryota; Metazoa; Mollusca; Bivalvia; Venerida; Veneridae
Exons: 3
Source: RefSeq, a predicted model, not a curated record